Mytilus trossulus (common blue mussel) is the source of this 2760-nucleotide messenger RNA. RefSeq lists its product as uncharacterized. The transcript has 2 exons. The record is from RefSeq and is a predicted model, not a curated record. Gene Ontology annotation, molecular function: nucleic acid binding; zinc ion binding. NCBI's taxonomy places the organism in Eukaryota, Metazoa, Mollusca, Bivalvia, Mytilida, Mytilidae. Gene Ontology annotation, biological process: DNA integration. The coding region runs from base 1 to 2760 and encodes 919 amino acids.
AUGUCAGGUCACAUGGGUACACAGCGUACACUUGAUAGAGUAUUAUCAGCUUUUUAUUGGCCAGGUGUUUCGGCGGAUGUUAAGCGAUUUUGUCAGUCUUGUGACAUAUGCCAGCGUACAGUUCCUAAAGGAAAAAUAGGUAAGGUACCUUUACAGUCUAUGCCGUUGAUAGAUGAGCCGUUUAAACGCGUAGUAGUUGAUCUCAUUGGACCUCUUUUUCCUAGAACAGACAGAGGUAAUAGAUAUAUACUGACUUUGGUAGAUUAUGCUACACGUUAUCCUGAAGCAAUAGCUUUGAAGGAUAUUGAGACAGAGAGUGUUGCUGAGUCAUUAGUAGAUAUAUUUUCUAGAGUAGGAGUUCCACAAGAAAUGUUAACAGAUAUGGGAAGUCAGUUUACGUCUAAGCUUAUGGCUGAGGUAAGUAGACUCAUAUCGCUUAGACAGUUAACUACAACUGUUUAUCAUCCUAUGUGUAAUGGGUUAGUAGAGAGGUUCAAUGGAAGUCUAAAACUGAUUUUGAAGAGAAUGUGUCAUGAACGACCUAAAGAUUGGGACAGGUAUGUGAAUGCAUUACUGUUUGCAUACAAGGAAGUUCCACAGGAGAGUCUGAAGUUUUCGCCAUUUGAGCUUGUGUAUGGUAAACAGGUGAGGGGACCUAUGGCAAUAUUAAAGGAGCUAUGGACUAAAGAGAUAGACGAUCCUGAGGUAAAGUCGACGUAUCAGUACGUGAUAGAUUUAAGAGAGAGAUUAGAAGCUACAUGUGAGCUUGCUCGAAGUAAUUUGGCGUCUGCAUCAAAGAAGAAUAAGGUAUAUUAUGAUAAAUCGACCAAGCAAAGACAUAUGAAGGUAGGUGACAAGGUUCUUGUGCUCUUACCUACGGAUAAGAAUAAACUGUUGAUGCAGUGGAAAGGUCCUUUUACUAUUACUGAGAAAUUUGGUAAGGUAGACUAUAGAAUACAGAUGAAUGGGAAGAUUAAAACGUUCCAUGCAAAUUUAUUGAAAAGGUAUGUGGAAAGGAGUGACGUAGAUGAUUUAACAGUGGUAAGUUCUGCAGUGAUAGAUACGGAUAGUGACCAAGUGGAUGUUUAUGAUGAAAUUCAUGAAAUACCUUUUACUGAUUCAGGUGAGAAUGCAAGUCAUAUUGAUGUUAAUCCAGACUUGGAUGAAAAUCAGUUAUUACAGGUAAAGGAAUUGCUGUUUUCAUUCCCAGAAGUCUUUACUGAUUCUCCAGGAUGUACCGAUCUUCUGGAGCACGACAUUAAAUUGUCCAGUGAAACGCCUGUAAGGAUGAAACCGUAUCCUAUUCCAUAUAGUAUGUUAGACACAGUAAAUGCUGAGGUUAGUAAAAUGUUAGACCUUGGAGUUAUAGAAGCAUCUACGAGUCCUUAUGCAUCACCGAUCGUCAUUGUUAAGAAGAAGGACAAUACAAACCGAUUUUGUAUUGAUUUUAGGUCGUUAAAUAGCCAGACUUUGGUUGACGCUGAACCGAUGGGAAAUGCAGAAGAGAUGUUUUCUAAGUUAGCAGGACAUAAGUACUUUUCACGGAUAGAUUUAUCAAAAGGAUAUUGGCAGUUACCAUUAUCAGAGGAUGCCAAACCGAAAACCGCUUUUCAAACACCUAAAGGUUUGUUUCAGUUUCGUAUAAAGCCAUUUGGACUGGUUACUGCACCAGCUUCUUUUUGCAGAUUAAUGAGAAUAUUGUUAAAAGGUAUGGAGAAUAUAGAUAAUUUCAUAGAUGAUAUAAUCAUCUUCACCUUAACAUUUGAGCAACAUGUAGAGGUACUGUAUGAACUUUUGGUCAGACUUAAAGGGGCAAAUCUUACAGCUAGACCUAGUAAGUGUUCCAUAGGUUAUGGUAGUCUAGAAUGUUUGGGUCAUUUUGUCGGUGAUGACAAACUUAAACCUCAUCCAGACAAGAUUAAAGCGAUAGGAGAAGCUCCACGACCAGUUACAAAGAAACAGGUAAGGUCUUUUCUUGGAUUAGUUGGGUUUUACAGGAAGUUUAUUCCAAACUUCUCCUGUAUUGCACUUCCACUUACUGAUCUGAUGAAGAAAGGACAGCCUAGUACUGUUGUUUGGGAAAAUGCACAGGAGAAUGCAUUUCAGUCUUUAAGGUGUGCCUUAGUUAGGUUUCCUAUAUUGAAAUUACCAGAUUUCACUAAGAUAUUUGUUCUGAUGACUGAUGCAUCAGAUAGAGGGAUUGGGGCAGUACUAAUGCAGUAUCAAGAGAACUCCAAGAUGCCUAUUGCAUAUGCAAGUAGGAAACUUAAGAAGAGUGAAGUGGCUUAUUCCACUAUUGAAAAAGAGUGUUUAGCCAUCGUCAUGGCAUCAAGUAAACCUAUACUAUGUGGACCUUGUCACAAAGGGGAAGUAACCACUAAAGCUGACAUCUGGUGUUACAACUGUGAUGAAGGAUUAUGCUCAACAUGUUUAAGUCAUCACAAAAGAUUCAAAGCAACAUGUGAUCAUAAAACAAUCGAUAUUAAAAGUUAUAAACCCUCCAUCCAAGCCAUCAAAACAGAAUGUGACAAACACAGUCAACAACUCAACUUAUACUGUCCCAGUCAUUUAAUGCCUUGCUGUGAUGAAUGUAUUUCCCUUACUCAUUCAAAAUGUACGGGAAUAAAAAGUUUAUCAGGUGUUGUAGAGGAAACAAUAAUUGAAAAGUCCAAGGAAUCUGUAGAGACAGACAUAAAUUCUAUCUUAAAUGUUUUGGACAAAAUAAUCAGCAGCAAAUCAGAAAACAUAAAAACAGGAUAA